ACGUUCCCCUCCGCAUUUGUGGGUUAUGAGAGUGGGUUAUGUAGUCAACCUGUUAUAUCAAACAUGUCCUACCAGUCUUGAGCCUUCUUCUGCGUUUCAAAAUAUUUGAAUUUUGCAAGCUAGCCAUGAGUAAGCUGAAGCCCAUACUUGCGUGCUAUAAUAAUACGCUGAACGUAAUUGGGGCUAAUACUCACAUCCUUGUACCAAAGAGGACGUUGUUUGCAUCUCCACAAACACAAUUGACGCGUGGAUAUGUGUUUAGAGGGAAGGUCUUGAAUGUGACCCGUCAAUCCAGCUCCACUGCUGCCCGGGCAGAGAGCGGAGAAGGAGAUUCUGUCCUGAAGUGGUUAUUGCUACUGAUACCCGUCACCACUUUUGGCCUUGGUACAUGGCAGAUGAGGCGCAGACAAUGGAAACUGCAGCUCAUCGAGGAACUGAGGAGUUUGACCACAGCUGAGCCCGUCUCCCUGCCCACUGAUCCAAUGGAGCUAAAAACUCUGGAGUACAGACGCGUGACGGUGCGCGGGAGGUACGAUCACUCCCAGGAGCUCUACAUCCUGCCUCGCUCUCCUGUUGACCCAGAGAAGGAGGCGCGAGAGGCAGGCCAGCUCUCAUCGAGCGGGGAGACGGGAGCCAACAUCAUCACUCCAUUCUACUGCUCAGACCUGGGGAUCAAAAUUCUGGUGAACCGAGGAUAUGUACCCAAACAGAGGAUCCGCCCGGAGACCAGGGUGAAGGGACAGGUGGAGGAGGAAGUGGAUGUUGUUGGGGUGGUGCGGCUGACGGAACAACGCAAGCCAUUCGUUCCCCAGAACAACAUGGAGAAAAACCGCUGGUACUUCCGGGACCUGGACGCCAUGGCUGCGGUCACAGGAGCUGAACCCAUCUUCAUAGACGCCGACUUUGCCAGUACAAUACCUGGAGGUCCAGUCGGGGGUCAGACUCGGGUCACUCUAAGAAACGAACACAUGCAGUAUGUCGUCACAUGGUACAGCUUAAGUGCGGCUACAACCUACAUGUGGUACCUUAAAUUCAUCAAGCGUGUUGCCUUGUGAAUGCAGUACAGUUGUGUGGUGUGAUGUAUGCUAGAAAUAUUAUGUAAAUAUGACCUAAUUAAAUAAAGAUAAAGUUAAUCAAG
Molecule: messenger RNA, 1138 nt
Organism: Clupea harengus (Atlantic herring)
Lineage: Eukaryota; Metazoa; Chordata; Actinopteri; Clupeiformes; Clupeidae
Gene: surf1
Product: surfeit locus protein 1
Exons: 9
Coding region: 126-1055 (309 amino acids)
Biological process (GO): mitochondrial respiratory chain complex IV assembly
Cellular component (GO): membrane; mitochondrion
Source: RefSeq, a predicted model, not a curated record